This is a messenger RNA of Rhipicephalus sanguineus (brown dog tick), 1335 nucleotides long. Its product is annotated as tigger transposable element-derived protein 6. The record is from RefSeq and is a predicted model, not a curated record. Lineage: Eukaryota; Metazoa; Arthropoda; Arachnida; Ixodida; Ixodidae. The transcript has a single exon. Gene Ontology annotation, cellular component: nucleus. Gene Ontology annotation, molecular function: DNA binding. The coding region runs from base 1 to 1335 and encodes 444 amino acids.
AUGAGUUCUCCUGGCCCCAGCGUUAAAAGGAAACGACGCCAGUUUUCACUUAAAGAAAAAGUGGACAUUCUGACGGAGCUGAAUGAUGGAAAAAAGCAAGUGGACAUAUGCAGGGAGCGUGAUAUCGCGCCGUCAACAGCGGCAACGAUACUGAAGGAUCGGGAGAAGAUCUUGAAAUUACAUCGAGAAUCACAGCUGGCUCCCUCAAGAAAACGCUUGCGGCUGGGCGACUAUCAAAUCGUCGACGACGCCGUCCUCACAUGGUUUAAGGAUGCCAGACACCACGGUGUGCCCUUGUCAGGCCCUAUUAUUCAAGAAAAGGCACGACAGUUCGCGGUCGCUUUGGCCACCUCCGGCUUCGAUGCAAGUGCCGGAUGGCUCUAUCGGUUCCGGCAAAGGAACGGCAUCGUGUGGCAAGUCGCGUGCGGGGAAGAAAAGGCGGCAGAUGCUGAAAGUGCGUUUGCCUGGCGGAACGAGCGCCUUCAGGAGAUCGUCGAGUCGUUCACUCCAGACUACGUUUUCAACGCCGACAAAAUGGCAUGUUUUUAUAAUCUGUUGCCUGACAAAACAAUGAACUUUAAAGGCGAAAAAUGCAAGGGCGGAAAGAAAUCGCGUGUUCGCGUGUCAGUGCUCUUCUGCUGCAACGCCACGGGCACGGAAAAACUCAAACCUCUUGUUAUUGGCAAGUCCGCCAAGCCUCGCUGUUUGAAAAACAUUGUCUCGUUGCCUUGCGACUACCGGGCAAAUAAGAAGGCGUGGAUGACGCGAGAACUGUUCACGCAGUGGCUGCUGCAGCUCGACGACACAAUGAAGAAGAAACAAAGGAAGGUUCUUCUAAUCAUCGAUAACUGUUCGGCACAUAUGGUGAACGUGCGGUUGAGCAAUGUGCAGCUUGAAUUUCUGCCCCCAAAUUGUACUUCUUUGCUACAACCUUUAGACCAGGGUAUCAUCAGAUGUGUCAAAGCCGAAUUUCGGAAGCGACUUGUGCAGCGCCUUCUCAUCAACAUACGACUUAAGCUGCCAACGGAGGUCAAUAUCCGUCAAGCCGCAGAAAUGCUGACAGGGUCGUGGUGGAACAUCAAGGCCAGCACUAUUAGCAACUGCUGGCGAAAGGCAGGCCUUCUCGAGACUUCGCUUGCGCCGCAGGACUGCGAGCCUACGCCACGAGGCUGCGAUGACGAAGUGGAGCUCAAUCCAGAGCUGUGGAAUGAGCUUACCGAGAAGCUCCCGGUAGACGCUGUGGUAACCUUCGAGGAUUACGUCGACAGCGACUGCGCAGCGGCUACGUCCGCAGAGCUCACCUGCGAAGAAAUCGUCAGUCAAGUGCGGGAGUAA